This is a messenger RNA of Desarmillaria tabescens, 741 nucleotides long. Its product is annotated as mitochondrial distribution and morphology protein 12. Gene Ontology annotation, molecular function: lipid binding. NCBI's taxonomy places the organism in Eukaryota, Fungi, Basidiomycota, Agaricomycetes, Agaricales, Physalacriaceae. The record is from RefSeq and is a predicted model, not a curated record. The transcript has 3 exons. Gene Ontology annotation, cellular component: ERMES complex. Gene Ontology annotation, biological process: phospholipid transport; mitochondrion organization. Bases 1 to 741 code for a protein of 246 amino acids.
AUGUCAAUAGACCUCGAAUGGGACAAACUGGAUUCCUCUCUAUCAACGAAACUUGUCGAGAUACUCAACAGGCAGCUAUCCUCAACAUCUCGCCCGUCUUUCAUCGGUCCAGUAGAAGUCACGUCCCUUGAAUUCGGCUCUACGGCACCUGACGUUGAGCUGGUCGACUUACGAGAUAUUUAUCGCGAUUUUCUCGAAGAUAACGAGGAAGAAAAGGACCCGGUGAAGGUGACUGAGGGCGGAGACGACGAUGACGAGUUUGAAUGGGUGUCAGCGACGGGCAGCGCACAAGGAGGAACGGCUGGCCUUACCAGCAAUCCUCACGUUACGCGCCUCGGGCGGGUUCCGCCGAUAUGUACUGCCUCUGCACCGUCGCUGCGCUUGCCGGGAGAUAUCUUCCGAAUCAAGCUCUCUGUUACUGGGCUCAUUUUCACAGGCGAGAUUGCUGUCGCGUAUGAAGGGGAACGUCGGCGGGUGCAUCUCUGCAUACUGGAUGAGUUGGAUCCCUAUGGUCCAGCUGGAGAUCGGCCAAAACCGGAAACAGACAGUCCUAAACCCCUUCCUAUAGGACAACGUCUCCUUCCAUCCAUAUAUAUCGAGAGCGAAAUAGGACAGGCAGAUAAACACGUACUCAAAAAUGUGACGCGUGUGGAAAGAUUUAUCCAAGAUGUGAUUAGGAAGACCGUCGAGGAGGAGCUUGUGUUCCCUAAUUUCCACACGCUGAUCAUGAGCGAUCCAUAA